AAGCCAUAAACAAGAAACCUGCUACUCCCUCCUUUCUGAUUAGCCUUCCUUUGACAGAUUCCAGUAAUUUUACUUUGACGAGUCUCUUUCUCUUCCAUCUCUUCUCAUUCUUUGUUGGAAAGAAAUCAAGAUCAUGUCUGGAAAUAGUUCUCAUGAGACUUCAUGGGCUGAUCAAUGGGACUACAACCCAGAUCCUGCCGUGUAUGAUCAUAGCAAGGACAGCAGCAGCGAUUCGACAGCCAAAUACAAGCAGAAGGUUGGAGAAGGACUUGGAAAGACGAAACAGGUUGCUUCAACUGGGAUCAAGAAGGUGAAAGAAGGAACCUCUGUUGGCUUCAGAUGGAUUAAAGACAAGUAUCAGAAGACUACCCAGAAACAUUAGUGAUCCUCUGAUCACAUGCAUGCACCUCUUAUUUUUUACAUAGGCUCUCUGUGCUCUGUACUGUCUGUUGUUUUGACUGCUACUGAUCAGUACUGCCUUGUUUUCAUUAAUCAUGCUUCUUCUUUUCCGUUUUUUCCUGCUCUUUCCAUUCUUUUGUUCAUAUAUAUAAAACACCACAGGCAUCCAUCCAUAUUUUUUUAUGUGAAAUAUCAUGUUUUAUACA
Populus trichocarpa (black cottonwood) is the source of this 605-nucleotide messenger RNA. RefSeq lists its product as uncharacterized. The record is from RefSeq and is a predicted model, not a curated record. Bases 134 to 382 code for a protein of 82 amino acids. The transcript has a single exon. NCBI's taxonomy places the organism in Eukaryota, Viridiplantae, Streptophyta, Magnoliopsida, Malpighiales, Salicaceae.